This is a messenger RNA of Daldinia vernicosa, 1483 nucleotides long. Its product is annotated as ClpP/crotonase. NCBI's taxonomy places the organism in Eukaryota, Fungi, Ascomycota, Sordariomycetes, Xylariales, Hypoxylaceae. The record is from RefSeq and is a predicted model, not a curated record. Gene Ontology annotation, biological process: fatty acid beta-oxidation. Gene Ontology annotation, molecular function: enoyl-CoA hydratase activity. Bases 199 to 1185 code for a protein of 328 amino acids. The transcript has 2 exons. Gene Ontology annotation, cellular component: mitochondrion.
UACAUCCUCGUAGCCGAUAUAUUUAAAUAUAAUACCCGUUGAUAGCCGCCGUAAUCCCGUUAUCGAGCCGAGAUAGCGUCGACUCUGACGUCGAAAGCACCUGUGCGCAUUUCCAUACCUUACCUCUUACCUCACUCUUUUAAUAUCCGUCUUUUUAUCAGCGACUCGUCUAUACGGAUAUACCACUUAUAUAUCGCAAUGCCACCACGAUUAAAUACUCGAUUGGCACCUUCAGCCAUCCGUAUCCUCCGUCUUUACUCGACUGACGCCGGUCCUCUUGUUCGAGUUACUAACCUCAAAGCUCCGAAUUCCGGUCAUAUUCGCAUUCUCGAGCUCAAUAGACCAUCCGCGCGCAAUGCCAUAUCAAAAGCCCUCUUAGCUGCCUUACGAGCCGAAGUCGAAGAUGUUCAAUCGCAAUAUACCGUAGAUGGCCAAGAAGUGCCACCUCCCCCACGAUUUGGAGGAGCUGCUGGUAUAGAUCAGAAAGGGCCUACCAGAGCUCUGAUCCUAGCCAGCGCCGUUGAUGCGAGCUUCUGCGCAGGCGCCGAUCUUAAAGAGCGGCGCGGCUUUACGCAAGAGGAGACCGCGCAAUUCCUAGCAGAUCUCCGCGGCACGUUUUCAUCCCUUUCAUCUCUCCCAAUCCCUACAAUUUCGGCUGUCUCUUCCCUUGCGCUAGGCGGCGGCCUUGAGCUCGCCCUCUGCACCCACUUUCGAGUAUUGGCCUCAACUGCGACAGUGGGCCUCCCGGAGACGCGACUGGGCAUAAUUCCCGGCGCAGGCGGCACGUAUCGAUUGCCAGCAUUAAUCGGACUCUCUCGCGCCAGGGAUAUCAUUUUAACAGGUCGGCGUGUUUCCGCCCCUGAGGCGUACUUUUUAGGACUUGCCGACCGGUUAGUCGAGGUGCUGCCCGAAGACGAGCGGGAUGGUGUCGCGCAGAGGGAUAACGGAGCUGAAGAUGGACUGCCAGCUAGAGCACGAAACGAAGUUCUCUCAGAGGCGGUGAGGUUAGCAGGUGAGAUCUGCGAGGGAGGUCCGAUUGCUGUUAGAUCUGCCCUCCAGGCAGUGAACUGGGCUAGAGAGGAAAUAGAAAACGCUAUGUACGAGCGCGUGGUGAAAAGCGAGGACCGAGAUGAGGCUUUAGAGGCUUUCAAGGAGAAGAGGAAGCCUGUAUUUAAAGGACGGUAAAUCAAUGGAAUUAACGGUAGGCUUCCUAUUUUAAACCUAUCUAAGGCGAUCUGGCUUGGCCAUGAGUGGCGUGCUAGACGUAUGACUUACGUGUGUGGCAGACAAGACAACUAGGAGAUGAAGAACUUAUGUUGGACUAUUAUUCCGAGAAUUUAAUACGGAUUUGGUGAUACCUACCUAGGUAAGUGCCAUGGAAGUCGAUAUCGGAAAGUCUUUAGCACUCUGUGAUAGAAGCCUCGAUACAAUAUCCACACUAGUUUUAACAGGUAUUUAAAUACUUCAAAUACUUCAAAUAUCU